This is a messenger RNA of Alternaria burnsii, 1530 nucleotides long. RefSeq lists its product as uncharacterized. The transcript is spliced from 2 exons. Bases 1 to 1530 code for a protein of 509 amino acids. The record is from RefSeq and is a predicted model, not a curated record. Lineage: Eukaryota; Fungi; Ascomycota; Dothideomycetes; Pleosporales; Pleosporaceae.
AUGGCUCCAUCAUGGCGCAUACUGAGUAGCUUUACGUUCAGCCUUGCAGCUCUCUUCAUCGUACAGCCUUGUCUCGUAGGUGCGCAAUGCGAUAUCCCGCCUCUUACGCUUACCUGGGCCAAUCUGAGCGUCACGCAAGAUGGUCUUGGUGUCGCGCGCGGUAUCGAACUUGGUAUUGGAACUCCACACCAGAUCUUCGCUUUCCGGCCGUCGACUACGCUCAACAACACGCGCAUUAAUAAUGUUGUUAACUGCGGUUCUGCGAGCAAUGAUAGCUGUAUUGGAGGUCUCGGCGGUGCUUUCGACUCGACUAAGUCAACAUCAUAUGCCGUAUCGAUUAAGAGUCAAUGGAAUGGUAGCCAGAUCGACGAUGAAGACGACACAGGUGGCUAUGUCUACUUUAACGAUGACGUCGCGUUUCAAGAAAAUGGUCAUGUUGAUGGAUUUCCGUUAGUGAUGGAUAGUGAGGUAUGGGGAGGUAUACAGUCCGGUCUGCCACUCGGCACGAACUCGUCAUUCCUUCGCGCGGCGGUCGCAGGUGGUGUCGCGCCAUCACAAGUCUUCGGUCUUUGGAGCGGCAGCAGAGGCAUCGAUCCACAUGACGGUCUGCUCGUUGUAGGUGGAUAUGAUCGCGCGCGGGUCGAUCCAGCGUCGAACUUCACCACUUUCCCAAUUGGCGAAUGGAGUCUCGAACGAGCUUGUCCUUUACAGGUCACAGUCACGAAUCUGACGUACCAGGACCGGCCACUCAUACCAGAUGGUAGCGAUGAGCUGAUCGCAUGUAUUGAGCCGUCGACACAACGUUUCGUGUUCCCUCCGGCGAUUGCGCAGGCGUUCGGCGUAUAUACUGGGCAAAAUGAGACUGCGUAUCCGGGUAAGAUGCAUUAUAAUGUGUCGAACCGUCCCAUGGGCGACCUCGUUGUGACAUUGGCAGGCGGCUACCAGUCAACCAUACCCAAUAAGGAGUUGUUCGCGCCACUACGUGGGUCUGAUCAGUACGGUCGUUAUGCCAUCACCAACGACAGCACGCUCGAAGCCUCGAUAUCGGAUACCCGAGCAAGCGACCCGGGGGAUGUGGAUAAUACUCUUGGGGGCCUCUUCUUAACUUUUAAUUACCUUCUUGUAGACUACGCGAAGAGCGAGUUCCAACUCGCUCCAGCUGUCGCAGCCGACGCGAAAGACGUGUCGCCGGACCCUACGGUGAUCUGCACGCCUACUAACACGACGCCGGCGAGUCCUACCCUAACACCUAAGAAGUCCACGAAUACAGGUGCCAUAGCAGGCGGUGUGGUUGGAGGUGUUGCGGGACUUGCUCUGCUUGGUACGAUCGGCUUUCUGUUAUUCAGGCGGAAUCGCCGCGCUAAGGAGCGUCCUCCCGUCAGCGAGAUCGACGGGCAGCCACAUUCACCUGUGCAACAAGUGUCGCGACAACCGUCGGAGAUGAUGACGCACGAAGCUGCACCCGUGCACGAGAUGCCUGCGACUCGAUACCCGAGCUUUCGAAAACCUGAAAGUAGAGGAUGGCGUUAG